Messenger RNA from Leptopilina heterotoma, 1643 nucleotides. RefSeq names its product alpha-methylacyl-CoA racemase (gene Amacr). Gene Ontology annotation, molecular function: alpha-methylacyl-CoA racemase activity. Lineage: Eukaryota; Metazoa; Arthropoda; Insecta; Hymenoptera; Figitidae. The transcript is spliced from 5 exons. Gene Ontology annotation, biological process: bile acid metabolic process. Gene Ontology annotation, cellular component: mitochondrion. The coding region runs from base 337 to 1485 and encodes 382 amino acids. The record is from RefSeq and is a predicted model, not a curated record.
AGUAACACUCUUCGUUAUCAACAGAACCUGCGGCAUUUUAUCAUAUGCGCAUUCAAAUAACUAUUUACAUGAAUUACAAUCCCAUUACAAUGUAUUAAAAAUUAUUCAAUUAGAAAAAAAAUUCAAGUUAACAAUGUUUAAACAUGGCAUACUUGUUCCUUUAGUUUUAUUAUAUCAAUUUGCAAUGAAUUAUACUUGACGUGAUUUUGCAAUAUUUUCUGAAGUCCAAAAACUUUGAAAUAAGAAAUAACAAUAAUAAAAAUUUAACAACAAUAAAAUUUACCAAAUUGUUCUGAUUAUAAAUAAAUUGGCAAUUAAUAAUUAGAAAAAAUAAAAAUGCCUUUGAAGGGGAUAAAAGUUUUGGAAAUGGCAGGACUUGCUCCUGGUCCAUUUUGUGGAAUGAUUUUAGCCGAUUUUGGAGCAACAGUCACGAAAAUUGAACGUAUUGGGGAAAAUAUUUUUCCUGAUUGUCUAAGUAACGGGAAAAAAUCGAUUUCUUUGGAUUUGAAGAACGAAAGAGGAAUUGAAAUUGUAAAAAAAUUAUCUAUGAAAAGUGAUGUGAUUAUAGAUCCCUUUAGAAAAGGAGUUAUGGAAAAGCUUAAAAUUGGACCUGAAGAUUUAAUGAAGACGAAUAAGAAAUUAAUUUACGCGAGAUUAACUGGUUAUGGACAAUAUGGAUCAUUUGCUGAUUGUGCAGGACAUGAUAUCAAUUAUUUAAGUUUGUCUGGAUUGCUUUCACUAUUCGGUCGUCACCAUGAAAAUCCCAUACCACCUGCAAAUGUGAUAAGCGAUUUCGGAGGAGGUGGUUUAAUGUGUGCCUUGGGAAUUAUUUUAGCACUCUUUGAUCGCUCAAAAACACAAAUGGGACAAAUUAUUGACGCAAACAUGGUCGAAGGCACCGCAUAUUUAGGAAGUUGGAUAUUCAGAUCGCAAAAUGUUGCCGCAUUAUGGGGCCAACCUAGAGGAAAAAAUAUCUUAGAUACAGGAUCUCAUUUUUAUAACACCUAUGAAACAAAGGAUGGACAAUAUAUGUCAGUGGGUGCGAUAGAACCAAAAUUUUACGCAAUUUUACUAGAAAAAUUAGAAUUGACUGAAGACGAUUGUCCCCAAUUUGUUGAUUUUGAGGAAAAUAAGAGAAAAUUGGAAAAAAUAUUCAAACAAAAGACACAGGAAGAAUGGUAUAAAAUAUUUGAUUAUUCUGAUGCUUGUGUGACACCGGUUCUAACAUUGGACAAAGUGAAAAAUCAUUCGCAUAAUAAGGAGAGAGGUACUUUUUCCCUUGAUGAUGAUGAAACUUUAAUUCCAAAUCCAGCACCAAAAUUGUCUAGAACUCCUGGAUUGUCAAAUGGUUCAAGAUAUUCUUUCACGAACACUGGAGAACAUACUCUAGAAAUUCUUGCUGCCCUUGGAUAUAAUUCUUCCGAAAUUAAUAAUUUUAUCUCGUCCGGAAUUGUUUACUCAGCUAAGAAACAAGCAAAACUCUAAUAAUGCGGGAGAUUUUUCAAGAAAUGAAAAAAGGGAUCAAUUUGAUCUUAAACGAAGAAUGUAAAGCAUCGAGAUAUUAAAAAAUUAUUUUAUUUAAAAAUUAUACAGAUAUUUUAUACACUUUCUACACAAGACUAAUAAAUAAUAUUUUAAAUGGA